GAGUUUUGAAAUUAGAAUAGAGUCCUUUAUUCAAAGUUCAAACCCUAAAAACUCCAAGAUGGACCACUUGAAUAGAACUGAUUUUAUUUUAUUUUAUUUCCUUUUUUCCACGAAGUCGUUUGUCGGUACCUUAUAAACCCCUUGCAUCAAUAGGCAGUUUUUAUACACAAAUCCUUCGACCCUCUCUGCAUAUACAUCCAAUCGAACUAAUCUAACAAGUUGAUAUAAGUGGCGGAUAUCUGCUAGGGUUAUCGACGUAGUCCCAUCCCAUGAGUAAUGGCUGGGCAGAACAAUAACUACGGAAAGAGAUCCCAUGCUCAAUCUGAUUACACUGGAGAUGGAGAAAGUAAGAGAAAUCCAUCUGAUGAUAGGGACCGCAACACUAUUGGUUUGGAAGAUACUGUAUACCGUUACUUGUGCCCUGUAAGGAGAAUUGGAAGUAUUAUUGGCAAGGGAGGCGAGAUUGCAAAGCAAUUAAGGGCAGAAACGCAGGCAAAGAUUAGGAUCAGUGAGACUGUUCCUGGCUGUGAAGAGCGCGUAGUCACCAUUUACAGUUCAAGUAAAGAGACUAAUAACUUAGAAGAUACCGCUAAGUUUGUUUCACCUGCAGAAGAUGCUCUCUUUAGGGUGCAUGAGAGGGUGGUUGCUGACGAAUCACUUGGUGGCGAUGAUGAGUUUGAGGAGUCUCAGCAAGUAACGGUUAGGAUGCUUGUGCCAUCGGAUCAGAUUGGAUGUGUUAUUGGGAAAGGCGGACAAGUAAUUCAAAACAUGCGUACUGAAACUCACGCUCAGAUUCGAGUUAUAAGUAGCGACCAUCUGCCACCUUGUGCUUCGAAUUCUGACGAGCUUGUCCAGAUAACUGGAGAGGCCUCUGCUGUUAGGAAGGCCCUUUAUCAAGUAGCAUCCCGUCUCCAUGAUAAUCCAUCACGAACCCAGCACCUGCUCUUGUCAUCAUCAUCUAUCUACAAUUCUGGUGGGGCAUUUAUGAGUCAAAGUGGUAGUGUGCCACUUAUGGGUCUAACUUCAGUUAUGGGUCCUUAUGGGGGUUACAGAAGUGAAAUGGGUGAUUGGUCAGGUUCUGUAAUGGAAUUCUCACUUCGUUUGGUUUGCCCUACUGAAAAUAUUGGAGGUGUGAUUGGCAAAGGAGGUGCUAUCAUCAAACAAAUAAGGCAGGAAUCUGGGGCAUUUAUUAAAGUUGAUAGUUCAGGUGCUGAAGGAGAUGAUUGCAUUAUAACUGUUUCAGCAACGGAGUCAUUUGAUGAUCAAUCUGCAACCAUCGAUGCAGCGAUGCGCUUGCAACCUAGAUGUAGCACGAAAGUGGAAAAAGAAUCAGGUGAUUCUGUAAUCACGACUCGUUUGUUAGUACCAAGCUCCAGAAUUGGAUGCCUUAUUGGUAAAGGAGGGGCUAUCAUUACUGAGAUGAGGAAUGCCACAAGAGCAAGCAUCCGCAUUCUGUCUGAGGGUAACCUUCCCAAAGUUGCUUUGGAAGAUGAGGAGAUGGUGCAGAUAACUGGAGACCUCAAUGUUGCUAGCAAUGCUCUUUUACAAGUAACUAUGCGUUUAAAAGCCAACAUAUUUGAAAUGGAGGGAGCUUUAUCUGCAUUGCCACCAGCUCUUCCCUAUCCUCCUACAUCAGUUGAUAUGUCAGAUAGUUCAAGAUAUGGAAACCGUGAUAACAAAUCUCGUGGACGGGGAUAUUCUAUGUACUCUGAUGGGUAUGGUUCUACUGACUUGCCUCCGAGUGGCAGUUAUGGAAGUUAUGCUGCUUCACAGAGCGGUGGUGGAAGUGGGUAUGGAGCAUAUGGCACUUACUCUCCUCAUUCUGGUGUUGCUGGGUCAUCUGGUCGUAACCCUGUUUCCGAUGGGAAACGUCAUGGCUAUUAGGUCUAAAUAGAUGAUCCUACAGGUAUAAAUAGAUGAUCCUACAGCUCUAUCCACAAUGCCUGAAGCCAAGCCCAUGCCCCUUUUGAUGAUGUCUCCAACCUAGACCAGAAGACCAGAUGAACAGCAUUUGAGAAAUUUUUGUACCACCUUGCCCACCUUUGUGGAUUUGUUUAGGGUGACCACUGUCAUCUUUAAUAUAUGGCCUUGCACCCAAUUUUACCAAGCCAAUGUAGCCACCAUUCUUAUUUGUUGGAGUUGUUUUUGUACUUUUAUUGUGAAACAGUGGCCCUGAUUGUUUCCUCUUUACUUGUUUUGUUGUCGGAUGCGAUUAAAUUUUACCGCUGGAAAAGAUGGCGAUGUACAUGCUGUUGGUAUGGAUAUGAUGAUUAGUGUUUUGGACUUCAGGUAACAGGGUUGGAAGUGCAACUCUGCAAUAUACGAGCAUUAUCUGCGAUCAUAAA
Molecule: messenger RNA, 2345 nt
Organism: Rhododendron vialii
Lineage: Eukaryota; Viridiplantae; Streptophyta; Magnoliopsida; Ericales; Ericaceae
Product: KH domain-containing protein HEN4
Exons: 8
Coding region: 277-1884 (535 amino acids)
Biological process (GO): regulation of gene expression
Cellular component (GO): cytoplasm; nucleus
Molecular function (GO): mRNA binding
Source: RefSeq, a predicted model, not a curated record